Molecule: messenger RNA, 849 nt
Organism: Trypanosoma cruzi
Lineage: Eukaryota; Euglenozoa; Kinetoplastea; Trypanosomatida; Trypanosomatidae
Exons: 1
Coding region: 1-849 (282 amino acids)
Source: RefSeq, a predicted model, not a curated record
AUGACUGUCCACGUGCAUUGGUUGAAUGGUGUGCCCGCUUGUGAGGGUUGGAUAGAAAAGUAUUCGGUCGGUCGCAGUUUUUUUUCCAGAAAGUCGUGGCAGAUGCGUUAUGUCGUUGUAACCAGCGAGGGCAUAGGGUACACGCAUAAAAUACCCAAUCGAUGUAUGAAACCAUCGUCCGCACGAUGUUUUGUGCCAUUUGAAGGGCCUCCUAAGAGUAGCGGAGGGAUUCAUCUUCGGCCCGUUUAUCUUCUUCGACAUGUCACACCUUCAAUGCAUCCAGAAGUUCCUGACGGUUGUCAAAAAGCGCUUUCAUGCACCUUUAGCGGAAGUGAUGUUUCCUGCGAGCAUCACUACUUUGCGAUUUCGUUUGAAGAGCGAAAGAAACGACUUUUUCUUCUUCUUCGCACUAAAUCAUUAGAGGAUUACAAUGUGUGGACGUUGGUACUUUCAGUCUAUGUGCCUGCAGGAAGCAUUAAAACUGUUGUUCCUGUACCCCACCCGCUAGAGAACUAUCGCCACGGCUCUGCCUAUUUUUUCAAUUCAAAAAAAGGAUUUUUCAAAAUUUGGGAUAACGUUAUUAAUGUUGCAACUGCUGGCUUUUACAUGGUAGAUCCUGAUCCAUGCACAGCGGCCGAGCUUGGCAGGAUCAAAAAACUUGUGCUUAGCUGGGACGAGGGGGAGGCAUUUCGGUGGCAAAGCCUCCGCAGUGGAGAGAAUUCUACAUCUCAUCGAACGACUAUCCUUCAGGAAGAGAAUGAGGAGGAAUGGCGCAAACUGUUGAGUGUUGCAGCAGAGUUGGAUGCCGUGUGUGGGCCAACCGAAGAAUCGACUGGAUACACGGAGUAA